Messenger RNA from Chrysoperla carnea, 1516 nucleotides. Its product is annotated as rRNA N6-adenosine-methyltransferase ZCCHC4. The transcript is spliced from 6 exons. Gene Ontology annotation, biological process: rRNA methylation. Gene Ontology annotation, molecular function: rRNA (adenine-N6-)-methyltransferase activity; zinc ion binding; nucleic acid binding. Lineage: Eukaryota; Metazoa; Arthropoda; Insecta; Neuroptera; Chrysopidae. Gene Ontology annotation, cellular component: cytoplasm; nucleolus. The annotation marks the transcript as partial. The record is from RefSeq and is a predicted model, not a curated record.
UUAGGUUAUUUAAUUGCAAUUUAAUAAAGUUUCGAAAAGUAAACUUUUUUCGGCUUUUAUAAAAAGUUUGGAAGUAUUCAGUCCAGAGCCAAGCGAGAAUCUUGACCGACCAUGUACGGUUAAACUUUUCUUAUCAAACGUCAUUUUCACCCUCAUUUAAUUUUGCUGUCAAUGUAAAAGACUAAAAGUUAACCAAAAAAUAUAAUGUUUUUGUUGAUUCAGUCGUAAAUAUAAAAAAUUCGAUUUGAAAUUCGAAUAAAUGCAAACUUUGCAUUGCAACGAGUUUUUGUUUAAAAAAUAGUGAAUUUUUUAGAAGAUGUUACCAGAUGAACUUCCUAAAUUUAGUGAUGUGAAAAAACAAUUUUGGGAUAAUCAACGUUUGCAGUUUUUAAAACAACUUCCGUCUCACAAAGAUUUAUUUUUGAAGUUUCAUAAAAUAAAACAAACACUUCCAUCGAAAAGAUACUAUUGCCAUGAUUGUCAUGAAUUGUACACGCACAGCGACCAACACAGACAUAAAAAUCACGACUCAUUAUCGAAUAUUUCAAAUCAGUUACUGGAAAAUCCAUCAAAAAUUUUCAAACCAAAAGAUAACGCUAAAAAGGAAGCGCAAUAUUUAUUUUCGGAUGCUGCUGUUAAAACAAUAAUCGACAACAUAAUUCAUUUAAAAUUACGGCAUAUUAUUUGCAUUGGAGCACCCAGAAUUCAUGAAUAUAUACAAAAUAAUCUUUUAGAUCAAGGCUACAGUAGUUUAUUGUUGGAUAUUGAUGAACGAUUUCGACAUUUUUUUGGACCUUUACAAUUUUGUUUAUAUAAUUCAUUUAAUCAUUAUUUCUUUGAAGGGAAAUUAUCAGAAACUGUAUUUAAUGAUUACUUAAAAACUGAUAAUGGGAAUGGUAUUGCAAUUGUAACGGAUCCCCCGUUUGGAGGUCGAAUAGAAGCAUUAUCGGAUGGAAUACAAAAAAUAACAAUAAAAUAUAAAACUUUUAAUAAAAUUUCAAAAGAUCUACCAAUUUUAUGGAUUUUUCCAUAUUUUAUGGAACCACAUAUUCUUAACAGUUUUCCAACUUUUUCAAUGUUGGAUUAUAAAGUUGAUUAUGAUAAUCAUAGUUUAUUUACUGAAAAACCUAGUGGUCGUAAAAAUGGAUCACCUGUACGAAUUUUUACCAAUAUAACUCCAAGCAAAUUCAUUUUACCUUCCGACGAAGGUUACAAGUUUUGUGAAAUAUGUCAAAAAUGGGUAUCGCAAGAAAACAACCAUUGUACAUUUUGCAAUGAGUGUACAUCAAAGAAUGGGACAACAUACAAACAUUGUAGCAUAUGUAAUCGAUGUGUUAAACCAUCUUGGGAUCAUUGUUCAACUUGUAAUCGAUGCUGUCUACAAGAUCACAAAUGUGGUCAAAUUGAAUUUAACAAUAAUUGCUUUCAUUGUAAACUACCGGGCCAUAAAAAAAAUGAUUGUCCAAAUAUUAAUAAAAGAUCCAACAAAAGAAAACAUUCCGGUAGUAAAAAAUCA